AUGACCGACUCCUCCCUGACCGUCGAUAUCAAGCUGCAGAAGCUUCUGGAUUAUUUCGGUCCCAUCAACCCAGUUCGACUCCUCGUCCUGCCCACUCGGUAUUCACGUCGCCCGCAUUUGAAACAUUUCGUUUCUCGACGAUCUAAACAAACGUUUCCCAGUUUGAUUAAGGCCUCAUUCGGCCUCGGCAUAAAGAACGUCGUAAAGCUACUGGGUUCUUGCGAAUACUCAGUGUUCGUUACGAAUAUUCCGAACAAUCUACAAUUAUCUUCCGUUGCUGAAUCAGGGGUCUCCAGCCUGUCAGAUUUGGAUUGUCUCAGUUACUUGGGUGAAAAUUAUAGCGUCAUGGAGGCUAAUCGUAGAACAUGCCGUAUUGGUACCGUUGAUGAUGCACUUUUUGUAUCGUUCGAUCGCUGUUUCUUUUGA
Messenger RNA from Opisthorchis viverrini, 426 nucleotides. RefSeq lists its product as hypothetical. The transcript is spliced from 2 exons. Lineage: Eukaryota; Metazoa; Platyhelminthes; Trematoda; Opisthorchiida; Opisthorchiidae. Bases 1 to 426 code for a protein of 141 amino acids. The record is from RefSeq and is a predicted model, not a curated record.